AUGCGCGGCGCAUACAGAGGCGACGACAGCGACUCCAAGUCGUCCGGCACUGAUGAGCGACACAUGGGGUCUGCGAUGCUGAAGCGCGCGACAUGGUCCCCUGAGGAGGACUCGCGCCUGCUGGAGCUGGUCCACCGGUACGGCGCCCAGAACUGGACCGUCAUUGCGUCGCACAUGGGCAACGGCCGCAACGGCAAGAGCUGCCGGCUGCGGUGGUUCAACCAGCUGGACCCGCGGGUCAACAAGGAGCCCUUCACAGAGGACGAG
Molecule: messenger RNA, 267 nt
Organism: Monoraphidium neglectum
Lineage: Eukaryota; Viridiplantae; Chlorophyta; Chlorophyceae; Sphaeropleales; Selenastraceae
Product: Transcription factor MYB44
Exons: 2
Source: RefSeq, a predicted model, not a curated record